Hylaeus anthracinus is the source of this 4566-nucleotide messenger RNA. RefSeq names its product alpha-1D adrenergic receptor (gene 5-HT2A). Gene Ontology annotation, cellular component: dendrite; membrane. The transcript has 9 exons. Gene Ontology annotation, molecular function: G protein-coupled serotonin receptor activity; neurotransmitter receptor activity; serotonin binding. NCBI's taxonomy places the organism in Eukaryota, Metazoa, Arthropoda, Insecta, Hymenoptera, Colletidae. The coding region runs from base 708 to 2603 and encodes 631 amino acids. Gene Ontology annotation, biological process: serotonin receptor signaling pathway; chemical synaptic transmission; G protein-coupled receptor signaling pathway, coupled to cyclic nucleotide second messenger. The record is from RefSeq and is a predicted model, not a curated record.
UGUGAAACGUGAUUGACGUUGUCUGCUCGAACUUGAACGUUGCGGGGGUACCAGGAGAUUCCGUGUAGAAGAAUUCAGCUGCGACGUAAGAAGAUUUAAAGAGAGGAUUGGCGAAGUUCCUGACACGGAGGAAGGAGUCGCUAGAAGAAUAUGGAGGAGAGGGCCGAAUAAUACACCCCUGAACGCGAGUAGCGCAGCCAGUCGUAAAGUCGGACCUGAAGAAUCCAUAAACCGCUCCGGAAAACGAGGAUCGCCGUUGAAUAAACGCACCAUCCCCCUCCUGCGGGGGUCGUGAUCGUGUAUCCUGUUCCUAACCCGCUCGGUUCUCUGCUCAGAGGUCAAUUUGAAAGCGAUGCAAGGAACGAGGCGCCUUUUACGAGGCAGCGUGCGCCGCCUAACAGAAGGGGACUUCGACCAUCCACAUCGUGUUUGCGUUACGAAGUUGGAAAGGACUGGUCUCCCAUGCCAUCAACACGACUUGUCCCGUGGCCUGGUGCGCUCCUGAAUCCGCCUGGCUAACCGUCUUCGAUCUACUAUGCGGAGGGAGGGACAAAGUCGAGGCUCGGUAUCCGUGGAAACGAACAGGCACGUGGAGAAAGUGCCCUGGCGUCGAGGAUGCCUCGACGCUGGUGAACGAUCGUCCUUCGAUGGAGUCCAGGUGAAAGUGUGCUGAUGUAGCUCCGUAAGGGUGGAACUCGAAGGACACCAUGGACGGGAACUUGACCGCCUGGACGAACAAUCUGACGGCGAUGCUCCACCAGGUGCCCUGCAACGACAGCUUCUUGGGCUGCGUGGACGAGUGCGGGGCUGGUCUGUUGGGGUUCGAUCACCUCUGCACGACGGACAAGGGCACCUUCACCUCGUCGAUGACGCUGCUCUGCAGACCUUGCGACUACUCUUGCGACGUGAACGUGUCACUGGUUCUCAGCGGGUUGGAAAGCGUGGAGGGUGUCUUCCUCUCGAGGAUACCGAGGUUCAGGGAGUGCAACGAGACGGCGUUCGAGAACGAGAUCCUGGAAUGCACGCCAGCGGAGAAUGCGACUACGGUGGAUCUCGCGGUGUCCUGCUCGCACAGAGCGAAAUUAAGUUCGUCGACUAGGAGCCGCCGUUUCGAAUGGAGCUUCCUCUUCGUGGCGGUGUUCAUCGUGGCGGGUGGCCUGGGCAAUAUACUGGUCUGCCUGGCCGUGGGUCUCGACAGGAGGCUGCACAACGUCACGAAUUACUUUCUUCUGUCGCUCGCCGUCGCCGACCUUCUCGUCAGUCUCUUCGUGAUGCCCCUGGGAGCGAUACAAGGAUUCCUCGGAUACUGGCCGUUUGGCGUGCACUGGUGCAACGUUUACGUGACGUGUGACGUGCUGGCGUGCUCUGCGAGCAUAAUGCACAUGUGCUUCAUCUCCUUGGGCCGCUAUCUGGGCAUCAGGAACCCGCUGAGGACGCGGCACACGUCCACUAAGAGAAUGGUCGGCUUCAAGAUCGCCGCCGUAUGGCUGCUCGCCAUGUUGGUCUCUAGUUCCAUUACAGUAUUAGGUAUAAUAAAUCCCGUGAACAUCGUACCGCGGCCAGGCACGUGCAUGAUCAACAACCGCGCGUUCUUCGUGUUCGGUUCGCUGAUAGCUUUCUACAUCCCCAUGAUCGUGAUGGUGGCGACGUACGUGCUGACGGUGCCGUUGCUCAGGCAGCAGGCUCGUUUCGUCGCCGAACAUCCCGAGAGGGAUCAGUUCCGCAGGUUGGGGGGUAGAUACCCCUCGACGAAGGCGUCCUCGACGACCUCGAGCACCGGUACAACCACCACGGCCUCCCUGGCCACGCGACACGCGUGGAGGACUUCCGGUGGCCCUGGAAACGACAGGUACAAGGGUGGAAGACAAGACAAACAGCGACCGCAGAUGAAUUUCGCUGUGAACGGGGCUAGUAGUCCUACCGGAAGCGCAGCUGGGACGAAACUGGUGUCGAAAGUGGAUCAAGCCACUCAAACGCCGGAGAACAUCGCCCGCGAAACAAGGAACUUCACUUUGAGGGCCCUGAAACUGCAACUGAACGUCGCGCCUAACACCCUCAAUCUCAGGUUUCUAGCAGGACGAACGAAAAGAAGAUCCCUGGCAGCAAACGCAGUGGCGACAGAGCAGAAGGCCAGCAAGGUUUUGGGUCUUGUCUUCUUCACCUUCGUCCUGUGCUGGGCGCCCUUCUUCCUUCUGAACAUCUUGUUCGCCGCCUGUCCAACGUGUCCUGUGCCUGGCCACGUGGUGGACACGUGUCUCUGGCUAGGAUACGUGUCCUCUACCAUCAAUCCAGUCAUUUAUACCAUAUUUAACAAAACGUUCAGGGCUGCCUUCAUACGUCUAUUGAAGUGCAAGUGUUCCAGGUUUGCCAGACCACCGAGAUACCGCUCGGUGACCGAGGGUGGACGUAACGCGAUGAGCCUCUGCACCCCAACCGCCCUUCCUCUGGCCAUUAGUCUUCAGGGUACGCCGUUGUUGACGCCAACGCCGAAUCCGACGGCGACACCGGCGUCAGGAAGCUCGUAUGUGACGAUGAUGCAUCGCACGCCCAGCUCGCUAUACCGUGACACCUUCCACCAGCAUGAACACGAUCAGAAUUGUUGAGUGCAACGGGUGUGAACUCGUCGAAUGAUGAAAUACCCAAAUGAAACGCCCACUGUCUUUUAUGAUAGACGAAAUUUUAAAUAAAUAGAGACUUCAGGUUGUCAAGAUUCUUUCGAUGAUUUGAAUAAUAGAUCUGCUAGGGAUUAAUUUGUAUAAAAAUGAGGACUGCCAGUUAAUUAAGUAGAAGUUAAAUGACGAACGCUGACGUAGAGCAGAUGUUUGAUAUUGAAUUGUAUCGAUAGUUGUUGGAUAUCUUGAAGAGAUGUAUAUAAUUAAAUUUAUGUUAAAAGUCGAAUAGAUCAUUAAAAUUUAAUUUACUUUGGGUAUUUCAUCGUAAGAUUGAUGAAAUGUUCAAGUGCAACUAGGCGUAUCCAUUUGUUUAAUAAGUGUUGAACAACUCUCCCCCUGUGUCUUAAUGCUCAAUUGUGGUAGAAAACCAGCGAAGAACUGUGUAACCCCGAAGUAUGAAGAAUAUAUCUGGAUGUGAUAAAAAUACGUAUUACUUUAUCGAGGACGAAGACGAUCCUCUGGAAACUGCGGAGAAAUUGGUCGAUGCGUCUCUUAUUGAACCAAGGAUAUCUCCUAAGUUAAACUGUACCUCGUAGAAGAAUUGUAAAAAAUUAUUUCAAUAAAAUAUUACUUUAAUUACCGACUUCGUGUAUCCACUGACUGAUCAUUGAACGGAUUAUGAAUACUCUUAGAUUUUCAUAAUGUCCUUUCUUUCAAACUUGUAACUUUAUACAACUUGGAAACAUACUAAGAUGAUAUGUUAUUAAUCAGCGACGAUAUAUUUCAAAAGAAUCCAGAAAUAACUUGCCACUUGAAAAUAAAAAAUUGAUAAGAUGUAUAAAGGGGAACAAGCAUAUCCACUUCAGCUUCAUUUGUACUAACUUUUAUUUGACAAAUAAAAAGUAUCCAUUACAAAUAAUUGUAAACUGUAUAUCUUAUAUAGUACACACAUCGUGAUACGAGCGAGUUUAUGGCUCUCUCUUCUCUCUCCCUCUCUUUCACCCAUAUAUUUUCAUGUUACUUGUACACUUUCUCACACUCUCUCUCCCUCGUUCGACCCUUCACGGAUCACGAUUACAAGCUUUCCAUUUUCUUCCCCCCUAUGGGAGAAGAGUUUCCUAUCUCCGACGCACACUCAUACAAAAACGCACCUAAUUCUCUCUCACGCAUUUUGUAUGUAUGUUUCACCUGUUCCAUGUGUAAUAUUUAUCGUGCGAAUUGGCGGGGCAAGGCGAUUGGAAAAAUUUGAAUAAUUAAUUUUCUAAUCAAAAAUUGACCCUCUGAGGUGUAUACAAAACUUUCUAUACUCUGUAUUAAAUUCACGCUAUGAAUUCAAAUAUUUCGUGUACUUACAGAGAAACGAAGUACUUAAUUUUUCGGUAUUUCUUUCAAGUCAUAAAUGUAGUGUACAGGUAUUUUAUAGAAAUUGAUGCAAAUUAAAGGAACAAUGAAACACCACAAUGCUGUAUACUCAAAUCCUCGUGAGCUUCCAAUCAUUUUCACAGCAACGCUAAGUUAAAAAUUUCGCUUUAUUAAAAAUAUACAUUAACAUCGACAGAGAAACGAUUAAAAAAAAAAAAAAAAAAAAUUAUCCCAAUCGCCCAGCCGCAGCUAGACGGUACAAAUUGCUCGUCGAGAGUCGAACGAAAAUGCACGCUGGACGUAAAUUUCCAUUUUUGAUUUUCGCACUCGCGAUUGUCGACGGAGAAACACAAAAUCUCUGGAGGGUUUGGGAUGGCUCAUCGAGAAGAGUGGGAGGGGGGUUUGGGAUCUUUAAACCUAGGAGAGAGGGGACUGAUUCGGUGAACCACCUGUCGAUUGAGAUGCGUUAAAAAAAAAAAGAAAUGCCCUUUGAAGUCUCACCCCGACGAGGAGGGAGGAUGGUUUCUCUGACUGGUUUCCAUAUUUGUUUGUUCCUACUUAUUGUUGCCGUAUAUCGGGACUGUACCGUUGG